AUGGAGCGAUUCCUUGCAACUGUGUUCUCUAAAACAUAUGAGUUUCGAAGGAACUGGUUUAUACUUCUUCUUGGGCAAGUAGCUGUGGGUAUAUUCAUUUUUCUUCAUAUUCAUGUUUACCGUCUAGGUGGUACGAUAGUUGACAUGGUUCAGCUUGGUCUUUCGUUUGUGAUACUCACGUGUCUUGUUGUUCUUCUUGUGGUGAACCGUCGUCUGCAUCUGUCAACUAGAGGGAGAAGAUCGCUUUCAAAUCGCUACCAGAUCUCGGAGAACGUCAGAGCACUGAGACUAGUCGCUCCUGUGGUUCUCCUUGAUGCAGGCGUCACCAUAGCCGAUAUGACCGGCACGCUUUUCUUCGACGUCCAACCUGCGUUUGAUCGUGGAAACUACGAAUCCGGAUCAAAUAGAUAUCUAGUAGCUUAUAUAUUGUUGCGUGGA
Messenger RNA from Haemonchus placei, 438 nucleotides. Lineage: Eukaryota; Metazoa; Nematoda; Chromadorea; Rhabditida; Trichostrongylidae. The record is from the annotation of a GenBank genome assembly.